This is a messenger RNA of Phlebotomus papatasi, 836 nucleotides long. RefSeq lists its product as uncharacterized. The coding region runs from base 83 to 637 and encodes 184 amino acids. The transcript is spliced from 2 exons. Lineage: Eukaryota; Metazoa; Arthropoda; Insecta; Diptera; Psychodidae. The record is from RefSeq and is a predicted model, not a curated record.
CCACAUUUGUCGGUCGAGGAGACCUAUGGUACCGUAAGUAGUACCAUACAACAAUUAUCCAACAGCGACAGGAAUAUCGCCGAUGGCAAGGUUGCUGGGGUAUGCGCCGCGAACGCCCUUCCAGAUUAUCAAUCCGAGGAUGACGACAAUUUUGAAAAAUGAGCUUGAGAACACAAAAAGGCGGGAGGAGAAGAAGAAGAAGGGAAGGACGAUGGAUUCACAGGGAGAAAAGCAGAAUAUGAAGAAGGGAGCAACUAAGAAUGGGGGGAAAGGACGAUCAUUUGAGAAAGGAGAUCCAAUCCUGUACUUCUAUGGGAGUUCUUGGAUCAAAGGAGUUAUAUUGAAAAAGAUCUCAAAAGUAGUUUAUUUGGUACAACUGGGUAACAAACAUAUGAAAUGUCACAGGGAUCAAUUGAAGGCAUAUAAGCAGAAAGAGUCAUUUGUAGCAGCCAACGGAUCUCAUAAGUCAAGUAUACGAAGAAGUUGUAACGCUCCGCUAUCGCCUGAACUUGAUUAUGAUUCUUUGGAAGACGACGUCUUCUACAGUCCGGAGAAAUUGUUACCCGUUUCGCCUAGUACACCAUUCAGAAGAAGUUCCCGGCUUCGUCAGAAAACGCGAGUGAAUUACAAAGCAUGAAAAAAAUAUAGUUAAUAAUAUUAUGCUGUCAAUGGUUUAAAUUUCUUGAAAUAUUGUUUGUGUUUAAAAAAAGGAGGGAAAAUGUAAUGUAUUGAAAUAUUCAUUGUUAUGGUGGGGGGUUAUAUAAGCUGUAAUCAGUGGUACCAGAGCUCUCUCUGGAUCUGAUACUUGAGGAAUGAAGUGAUAUUCAAGAAUACAA